Thalassophryne amazonica is the source of this 2303-nucleotide messenger RNA. Its product is annotated as probable serine/threonine-protein kinase PLK. Gene Ontology annotation, biological process: negative regulation of apoptotic process; regulation of mitotic cell cycle; protein autophosphorylation. NCBI's taxonomy places the organism in Eukaryota, Metazoa, Chordata, Actinopteri, Batrachoidiformes, Batrachoididae. The transcript has 18 exons. Gene Ontology annotation, molecular function: ATP binding; protein serine/threonine kinase activity. Gene Ontology annotation, cellular component: cytoplasm. The coding region runs from base 366 to 2135 and encodes 589 amino acids. The record is from RefSeq and is a predicted model, not a curated record.
AUUCCUCAUUGUGAGCUUCACCCUGAAAUCAACAUUUGGUUGCUGGACGACUAAAUAAAGACCUGUUGGGGAGCAGCUUUGUCAUUUAUGGAGCCUGUUCAAAAUGUAACAUCGUGCCCCCUUCAGACAGUUUUACAACAAACUGAAUCAUCUUUUUUUUUGUCACUGUAAACCUGUUGUCUUAAUCCUGUUGUUUUUUAUAUUUCAGCUACUGCAAGAAGACAGAAAAGUUCAAGAAAGCAGAGACUAAUAAGCCUGUUCUCAGCAAAGUUAAGACGCCUAACCCCAAGAAAAGAAAAGCUGAAUUUUUGUCAAUACAUGUGCAUCCUAAUGGAGAAGCCCUGGUGCCUCCGGUGCACAUCAAGAUGCCCAAAUAUGCAACGAAGAGGUUAGAAGACGUGGUCGCCAUGGUGGCGAAGAAAGUGCACCUUCGUACUGGAGUGAGAAGACUUUACACUCUGGAUGGUCGUCUCAUUGAAGAUCCAAAGGACCUCAAGAGCCACGAACAUUAUGUUGCUGUGGGCAGGGGAGGAUUUAAACCCGUCCCAUACAACCCAGAAGAACCAGCAACCUGCAAGGAGAAAAGCAACAGAGGUGAAGCCGCCUCGCCUGCUGUUGGAACAGCGCCUCGUGCACAAGACGUGCGUGAAGAUGCACGAGAUGUGAAGAUCAGAGACGAGGGAGAGCUGAAAAAGAUCGACCUUCAGGAGGAACCUCCAAAAAGAAGGAACACUUUCGUAGUUCCCCUCUCAGCAGUGGAGAAGAUCAGAGCUAAACCCAUCAUCGUCUCCAGGCAUGACAGAAGAGAGAAACAAGAAGAUUUCCUUGAAAAAGACACGCCCACCAAGAUAACACAGCCAGAGAAGAUCAGAGCUAAACACAUCAUUGUCUCCAGGCAGGCCAGAAGAGAGAAACAAGAAGAUUCCCCUGAAAAAGACACGCCCACCAAGAUCACAUAUCCAGAGAAGAUCAGAGCUAAACCCAUCAUCAUCUCCAGGCAUGACAGAAGAGAGAAACAAGAUUCCCUUGAAAAAGACACGCCCACCAAGAUCACACAGCCAGAGAAGAUCAGAGCUAAACCCAUCAUCGUCUCCAGGCAGGACAGAAGAGAGAAACAAGAAGAUUCCCCUGAAAAAGACACGCCCACCGAGAUCAGAAAACCAGAGAAGAUCAGAGCUAAACCCAUCAUCAUCUCCAGGCAUGACAGAAGAGAGAAACAAGAUUCCCUUGAAAAAGACACGCCCACCAAGAUCACACAGCCAGAGAAGAUCAGAGCUAAACCCAUCAUCGUCUCCAGGCAUGACAGAAGAGAGAAACAAGAAGAUUCCCCUGAAAAAGACACGCCCACCGAGUUCACACAGUCAUUUAAGUGCAUUGAGACGCAUCUGCUGGGUAAAGGAGGCUUUGGCCGCGUCUACGCCGGCUAUGUAAAUGACAUGAAGGUGGCCAUCAAAUACAUCCCUUUGGACCGUGUGCAGUGGGUUAAAAGGGUGACAGAUGGUAAAACUGAACAUGCUCCCCUGGAGGGCUUGCUCAUGGCAGCAGCCACAGCUGGUCGUCCUGUUGGGGCCUCCACUGCUGUCUCACUGCUGGCCUGGCAAAUCAAAGACAAUGAGCUGCUCUUGAUGAUAGAGAGACCGUAUCCCUGCUGUAACCUCGCCUACUAUGUUUUCCAGAAGAAAGUCCUUCUGGAGAAAGAGGCCAAAUACAUCAUGCACCAGUUGGUCUUUGCAGCCGCCGACCUCCAUGCAAAGGGUCUCUUUCAUCGGGACAUCAAGUUAGAAAAUAUCCUGAUUGAGAAGACACGUGAACGACGAGUGAGAAUUAUCGAUUUUGGUGUUGGCACACAUGCAAAGGAGGGAUGGUACAAAAAUUUUGCAGGCACGUGGAACAUUUGCCCUCCUGAAUGUCAACUACAGCAGCAGUACAGGGCCGUUCCUUUCACCAUGUGGCAGCUGGGGGUGGUGAUGUACGAACUCCUGGGAAAUGACAACUUUGAAACCAAACGGUUCCUGGCAAAGGAAGUGAACAUGAAUUUGAAAGCAUCUAAAGACUGCCAGGAUUUCAUGGACAAAUGUCUUUGCGUCCGUCCGGAGGAGCGACCUGACUUUGAGCAGCUGAUGACUCACCCCUGACUCCAGUGACGCGCCGCAGCACGUCUUCAUCACUGCUACAUGCACCUGUUUUCCAAAUUGUAUUUAUUUAUUAUUGGGCGUAACCUGGUGCCUAUUUUUAUUCUUCAGCAUUUUGGUCGACGGCCAUCGUUUUGUGCUUCUGAAAUAAAGUUUGAGUUGAUAUGGUGA